Molecule: messenger RNA, 3768 nt
Organism: Nothobranchius furzeri (turquoise killifish)
Lineage: Eukaryota; Metazoa; Chordata; Actinopteri; Cyprinodontiformes; Nothobranchiidae
Gene: gart
Product: phosphoribosylglycinamide formyltransferase
Biological process (GO): adenine biosynthetic process; 'de novo' IMP biosynthetic process
Cellular component (GO): cytosol
Molecular function (GO): phosphoribosylformylglycinamidine cyclo-ligase activity; phosphoribosylamine-glycine ligase activity; metal ion binding
Source: RefSeq, a predicted model, not a curated record
GUGACGCACGUGGAGGAGCUGGAUUGUUUGUUUGUUUGUUUGUUUUGUAGCUGUAGCUCUGGUGCUGCGCGGCUGCGUCACGUUGGACCCACGUGGUGUUUAAUCUGUGCUAACCGUGCAGACCCCCCACCCACCGAGGGUCAGUAGAGUGGAGGAGAGGCUACGCACCAGACCCACCGGGCUCCGACUAAUUCCUGCACACAUCAGACUAAAGCCAACGGCAGGUGCGAUGGCAGAGCGAGUGCUGGUGGUUGGUGGAGGAGGACGGGAGCACGCCCUGGCCUGGAAACUGGCCCAGUCGCCUCAGAUCCAACAGGUUCUGGUGGCCCCGGGGAAUGCCGGCACAGCCAGCUGUGGCAAGAUCAGCAACUCCGAGGUGUCUACCAGUAACCACUCCAUCCUGGCCCAGUUCUGUAAGGACCACCAUGUGGGGCUGGUGGUGGUCGGACCUGAAGCGCCGCUGGCUGCAGGUAUCGUUGACGACUUGACGGCUGCAGGAGUUCCGUGUUUCGGACCUUCGGCCAAAGCCGCUCAGCUGGAGGCCAGUAAGAGCUUCUCCAAAGCCUUCAUGGAGCGACACGGUAUUCCCACAGCGCGUUAUGGCGCCUUCACCGACCCGGAGGAGGCCUGCAAAUACAUCCGCAGUGCCGAGUUUCCUGCUCUGGUGGUAAAGGCCAGCGGUCUGGCGGCGGGGAAGGGCGUCAUUGUGGCGAAAGACCAGGAGGAGGCCUGUCAGGCGGUGAUGGACAUCAUGAAGGACCGAGCUUUCGGGUCUGCUGGAGAGACGGUGGUGGUGGAGGAGCUUCUGGAGGGGGAGGAGGUGUCGUGUCUGUGUUUCAGCGAUGGCGUCUCCGUGGCGCCCAUGCCUCCAGCCCAGGAUCACAAACGGCUUCGGGACGGAGAUCUGGGUCCAAACACCGGCGGGAUGGGAGCGUACAGCCCGACUCCUCAGGUGAGUCUGGAGAUGCUGCAGCAGAUCCGAGAGUCGGUUCUGCAGAGAACCGUAGAUGGGAUGAAGGAGGAGGGGGCCCCCUACGUGGGUGUGCUGUACGCAGGUCUGAUGCUGACCCAGCAGGGCCCGAAGGUUCUGGAGUUCAACUGUCGCUUUGGAGACCCGGAGUGUCAGGUGCUGCUGCCGCUGCUGCAGAGCGACCUGCACCAGGUGAUACUCGACACCAUGAGUGGGAAGCUGUCCUCCAGCGCCCCCGUGUGGCUCCAGGACAGCUUUGCAGUCACGGUGGUUCUGGCCAGCGCUGGGUACCCGGGUUCCUACCAGAGAGGGGUGGAGAUCCGAGGUUUGUCCCUGGUCCAGGACAUGGGACUGCAGGUGUUCCACGCCGGCACCGCCCUGAAGGGCGGAGUCGUGGUGUCCAGUGGAGGUCGAGUUCUGACGGUCACAGCUGUAAGACCGUCUCUGGAGACCGCCCUGCAGGCAGCCAAUCAGGGCGCAGCCGCCGUGGACUUCCCUGGGGCCGUGUACCGUAGAGACAUCGGCCACCGGGCCUUGGCCCACCUGAACCAGAACCGCUGCGGCCUGACCUAUAAGGACAGCGGAGUGGACAUCGCUGCGGGGAACAAGCUGGUGGACAUCAUCAGACCUCUGGCCAAGGCCACGUCACGCCCCGGAUGUAACGCUGAACUCGGAGGAUUCGCCGGGCUCUUUGACCUGAAGGCAGCGGGGUUCGUCGACCCGGUUCUGGUCUCGGGGACGGACGGCGUCGGGACCAAACUCAAGGUGGCGCAGGCGUGUGGCCAGCACGGUGGUCUGGGUCAGGACCUGGUGGCCAUGUGUGUCAACGAUGUGCUGGCUCAGGGGGCGGAGCCUCUCUUCUUCCUGGACUACUUUUCCUGCGGGAGGCUGGAUGUGGGCGUGGCCUCUGUGGUCGUCGGUGGCAUCGCUAAGGCGUGUGAGGCGGCCGGCUGCGCUCUGCUGGGCGGCGAGACGGCGGAGAUGCCGGGCGUCUACGCCCCGGGCGAGUACGACCUGGCGGGGUUCUGUGUGGGGGCGGUGGAGCGAGGGGGGUUGCUGCCUAGGCUGGAGGACAUCUCUGAGGGGGACCUGCUGAUCGGGCUGGCGUCCUCGGGGGUCCACAGUAACGGGUUCAGUCUGGUCCGUAAGGUCCUGGAGCAGGCCGGGCUGAGCUACAGCGCCCCCGCUCCGUUUGGGAGGCAGGGCCAGAGCGUCGGCGAGGUCCUGCUGACUCCCACCAACAUCUACAGCCGGCCGCUGCUGCCGGUCCUGCGCAGCGGCGCCGUCAAGGCGUACGCUCACAUCACAGGGGGGGGUCUCCUGGAGAACAUCCCCCGGGUUCUGCCCCGGGAGCUGGCUGUGGAGUUAGACGCAUCCCGCUGGACCAUCCCUCCGGUCUUCUCCUGGCUCCACACCGAAGGCCGUGUGAGUGAGGAGGAGAUGAGCAGAACCUUUAACUGUGGCGUGGGGGCGGUGCUUGUGGUGGCCCCCGUUGAUGCUCAGAGGGUCCUGCGCCAGCUCCAGGUCCACCUGGACGCUUGGAUCGUCGGUUCUGUGGUCCACAAACAACCCGGAGCACCGGCCGUGAUGGUCCGUAACCUGACCCAGAGCCUGCUGAAUGUGGGAGGAGCUUCUGGCGAGGAGCCAGAGGUCUCCACCAGCGGUUGCCAUGGAAAUGGCAUCACACAACACAAGCGCAUGAGAGUGGGGGUGCUCAUCUCAGGAACAGGCACCAACCUGCAGGCGCUGAUGGAGCAGGCCAAGCGUCCUUCUAGCUCCGCCCAGAUCGUGGUGGUUAUCUCCAACAGACCCGGGGUUCUGGGUCUGAAGAAAGCGUCUCUGGCUGGGAUCCAGACCCGGGUGGUGGACCACAAGCUGUACGGCAGCCGGGCCGAGUUUGACGGCACCAUCGACCGGGUUCUGGAGGAGUUCGGCGUGGAGCUGGUGUGUCUGGCUGGAUUCAUGAGGAUCCUCACCGGAACGUUUGUGAGGAAAUGGAGAGGGAAGCUGCUGAACAUCCACCCGUCCCUGCUGCCCUCCUUUAAGGGAGUCAACGCCCAGAAACAGGCCCUUCAGGCAGGGGUUCGGGUCACUGGCUGCACGGUGCACUUCGUAGCAGAGGAGGUGGACGCAGGAGCCAUCAUAGUGCAGGAGGCCGUCCCCGUGAUGGUUGGAGACACAGAAGAGUCUCUAUCGGAUCGGAUCAGGGAGGCGGAGCACCGGGCGUUCCCUGCAGCUCUGGAGCUGGUUUCCAGUGGGUCGGUGCUGCUGGGCGAUGAUGGAAACAUCUGUUGGAAGUCCCAGAAUAAAUAAAUCCUAAAGCAUGACGGCCCUGUUAUCGAUGACAUCACCUGGUCUAAACAUCACAUGACCUGCCUCAUCUUGGGUAAAGGUUAUUCCACCAUCUGAUCAGCUUCAGACCUGGACUCACCUGUCUGAGGUAUCAGAACCAGUCCACCUUAACCAGUCUGGGUGCUGGACCUAUAUUUACUCUAGUCUUCAGCUGCGGCCAACAGCAGCUGUCAGUCAUGAGGUGGGCGGGGUGAAAAGUGACCAAUGAGGCAGUUCUGUUACAUGAUGCUUUAGAGUACGCUGAUGUCAUAAAUACCCAAAGGGCUUGCCCUACUCAACAGUAUUACCUCCUGUUUACGGUAAACCACAGCUGUUAGUUUAUCCUGGGUGGUGUUUACCUGCCCUACCACACCUGAUGACUCACCUGUCAUGGGUUAUGGAACUAGAGCCAAAUUCCUGCUGUAAUGUGUGAUUAGUGCAUGUUGACAAAUAAAAAUGUCUCCGUA